Messenger RNA from Rubroshorea leprosula, 1747 nucleotides. NCBI's taxonomy places the organism in Eukaryota, Viridiplantae, Streptophyta, Magnoliopsida, Malvales, Dipterocarpaceae. The record is from the annotation of a GenBank genome assembly.
GGAGUUGGUGACAACGAACUCAGAGUUAAAGAAGAGAUUGGGAAAUAGGCAGAGCCAGAUCUCUGGAGAAGAUGGAGGUGGUUGAUUCCAAUGUUUCAUUUGUUCGCAUUAUAUGGGUAGAUGCUUCUGGACAACACAGAUGCCGGGUUGUUCCAGCAAAACGCUUCAAUGAUGUUGUGAAGAAGAAUGGUGUUGGUUUGACUUUUGCAUGUAUGGGAAUGUCUUCUCUUGUUGAUGGUCCAGCUGAUGAGACUAAUCUCACUGGGACGGGCGAGAUCAGACUGAUACCCGAUCUAUCUACUAGAAGGAACAUUCCAUGGACAAAGGGAGAGGAAAUGGUCUUGGCUAAUAUGCAUCUCAAACCCGGUGAACCAUGGGAAUAUUGUCCUAGGGAGGCCUUACGAAGGGUUACAAAAGUAUUGAAAGAUGAAUUUGACAUGGAAGUGAAUGCAGGAUUUGAAAAUGAGUUUUUCCUCUUGAAAAAGCAGGAAAGAGAGGGGAAAGAAGAGUGGGUGUCAAUUGACUUAACGCCUUACUGUUCCACUGCCGCAUUUGAUGCUGUCUCCCCUUUAUUUCAUGAAAUUGUUGCUGAUCUUAAUUCCUUGAACAUUGAAGUUGAACAGUUUCAUGCAGAAGCUGGGAAAGGUCAGUUUGAGUUCUCUCUGGGGCACACAGCAUGUACACGUGCUGCUGACAAUUUGAUUUUUGCCCGUGAAGUUGUUAAGGCUGUUGCAAGGAGACAUGGGUUGCUGGCAACUUUUGUACCAAAGUAUGAUUUGCAUGACAUUGGUUCUGGAUCCCACGUGCAUCUCAGUUUGUGGCAGAAUGGACAAAACAUUUUCAUAGGAUCUGGUGGGUCCACUCAGCAUGGAAUGUCUACAGUUGGGGAGCACUUCAUGGCAGGAGUUCUGGAUCAUCUUCCUUCAAUCUUGGCUUUCACAGCACCAGUUCCAAAUAGUUAUGAUCGGAUACAACCUCAUAUGUGGAGUGGAGCAUACCAGUGUUGGGGAAAGGAAAACAGAGAAGCUGCAUUAAGAACUGCAUGUCCACCUGGUAUACCAGACGGUUUGGUGAGCAACUUUGAGAUUAAAUCUUUUGAUGGCUGUGCAAAUCCACACUUGGGCUUGGCUGCAAUAGUUGCCGCUGGAAUUGAUGGUUUGAGGAGGCAACUUCAUCUCCCUGAACCUGUUGGUGGAGACCCGGGUAGCCUUGAGGGGAAGCUUAAAAGGUUACCUUUAUCACUUUCUGAAUCAUUGGAGGCUCUCAAGAAAGACAAUGUCUUGCACGAGCUAAUUGGUGAAAAGCUUUUAGUUGCUAUAAAAGGAGUUCGAAAGGCUGAAAUUAACAACUACUCAAAGAACAAGGAUGCAUACAAGCAACUUAUACACCGGUAUUAAGCCUAUAAAUCUCCUGACAAGGUUGAAGAGUAAGAGUUCUAUUACAUCUUCCUUGAGCAAUCUUUCUAAAUCCAAUGCUUGGUUAUUCCCAUGUCUUUAAGAGGAAAUAAAGAGCACGAAAUGAUUAAAAGAAAAAUCAAGUUGAUUGUUGAAUUUCAUAAUAAAUCUCAUAAUGUUGCCUAUCGUCAUAUAUGUAGAGGCUUUCUUAUAGAGAAGUUAUUCAUAUUUGCGGAGUUCUGUUUCUGUAUCCUACAUUGCGCAUUUUCUAUUGUUCUUGGUGAUCAUGUAUUCUCAUUUUCAAUUUUUGAUAACAAACGUAUACCGUGUACUAAUAAAGCACCUCAAGUUAU